AUGCCUUACUUUUAUGGGGAAGGUAUCAGCGGGCAGGAGGAGGAAGUCAGCGUUUACCUAGGUGUCUGCAGAAAUGGCUGGUUUCUUGAUGAUGUUGUAAUCAAGGAUCCCACAACAGACCGCGAAUAUGCCUUCUUCUGUCACAGUGCUCAGUGUAAGUGUAAAGCCACAAUAUUCCUGAUCUAUUUUUCUUUCCAUAGAUGGCUGGAUCAAGGGGAAGAUGAUGGUAAAAUUGCCAGAGAACUGUAUGCCAGGGAUAACAGUAUCAUUUUUGGGCGGCAGAAGUUAGAACUUAGUAGAAAAGAAACAUGGGCUGCAGAAAGAUGGAAGUUUAUGAAAGGAAAUACUCUUCAAUUCUACAACAAGCUCACUGGAGGGUUUGUCCGUCUGCAUCCAGAUGGCACAGUUGAUGCACUUGGAGAGAAGACAGACAAAUGCGGUCUCUUUGAUGUUAUUUUCAACAAAGGAAAUAUGUGCAUUUUCCAGAGUCAUGUAAUCAGGCAUCUUUCUCUUGCUGUUGACAACAGCACUGUCACCGGAAUGGCUAGUGGUGGAGCCUGCACUGAGCUGCGAGUGCUUUAUCAGCCCAACCGUUGUGCACUUCUUGAGUCAGCAUUGGUUCCUGGUCAAACGGUUAUUUUUGAUCGUCAUGGCAAAAUAGCUGCUGAAUCAUCAGCAGGCUACGCAGACCUUUCAAAAGAAUUUGUGGUUUUUGUCAAGGGCGUGUUCCUGAACAGUGCUGUGGUCCUACUUGCUACGAGUCUGUGCCAAGCCCUGUGUCUCCAGCCUGAUGGGAGCUGCACUGGAGUGGGAAGCCAGUCUGAGAAAUCCUACUGGAAAGUGCAUAAAAUCAGCUCUGGUAUUUGCAUGUUUGAAAGUGUGAAAAAUGCAGGGAUGUAUCUGAGGAUUAAGGAUGGCCAGUGUGAUGGAACAGGUACAGGAGAUACUGACUGUCAUUUUAAAAUUAAGAAGAACUUGGAAAAUGCAUCUGUAAGCCUGGAAUCUACGAAAAGCCCGGGGUUAUUUGUUGGACUUGAGUCAGAUGGACAGGCAAAACCAGCUAUUUAUACCAAGAAUGGGAAUGUUUUCUUCUAUCCACAAGUCGUCAAAUUUGGCAGAGAAAACCCAAUGGGUAUGUCAGCAACACCCAGCCAAGAGGAGGAAAAGAUCCAUGAGACAAAAAAUCGGCAAGAAACACCAGCAGCAUUUGAGGCCAAGUGUUCCUUACUUUCUUCAACUGCAAAGAGUAACAGAAAAUAGAUGUCUCUUGCUGACAACCUUAUGAUGCUAUCACAUCAAGCAGAGGGAAGAGAAAUUAGCCUUUCGAUUCUUGCUGUUGGAACAGGCCCAGUUUUAUAUUUCCGUGUUGUAUCAUGAAUCCCUGGAACAGUGUGACAAAUCUCACACUGCAUGAGAAACAUGUGCUUAGUUAAAAUUUUUCACAGAAGGAAAACUCAAUCUUGUGUCAGGAAGUAAUGGCACCUAAAUCUGGGAUGGCCACCUCAAGUAAAAUUUGACUUGGUUGAAAAUAACAUACUAGCUGAAAUCCCUAGAAAUAGAUACUUUUUUUAUGAGUAACAAAAUGCUGAAGAGGAAAACUUCUAUAUCUUAUGAAUUUGUCUCUUCUGGCAGAAACAUCUUUGAAAUGUUACCGUUGUUAAAUGUUUUUAAAUUUAAGGUGUACCAUAUGUUGAUUUAAUAUUUUUAUAUAUCGCACUAUGCAAUAGAUAUAUAAUACAUGCAAUAUGCAACAGUGCACCUCCAUCACAUUGUGUAAUUGUAUGUUUCUUUUUUGUAAUGAGAAUAAGUGAGAUCUAGUGUAUUCAUAAUUUUAGUGUUUAUAACACAAUAUUGUCACCUAUAGUCACUAUACCUUAGAUCUUCAUGUCUUAUUUACAUACUAGUUGCAAAUUUGUAUCCUUGAACAUCUCUUCUGUUCCCACCCCUGAACUCCAAGCCCUUGGUAACUACCAUUUUACUUUCUGUUUUUAUAACUUUAGCCUUUUUUUAGUUUCCACAUAUACAGGAUCUCAGAAAGUAUUUAUCUUUGUCUGACUUAUCUCACUUGGCAUAAUUUUCUCAAGGUCUAUCCAUGUUGUUGCAAACGGAAGGAUUUCCUUCUUAUGGCUUUCACAUCUUCCUUACCCGUUGAAAUGCUGCUGG
Prionailurus viverrinus (fishing cat) is the source of this 2163-nucleotide messenger RNA. RefSeq lists its product as uncharacterized. The record is from RefSeq and is a predicted model, not a curated record. The coding region runs from base 1 to 1260 and encodes 419 amino acids. The transcript has 11 exons. NCBI's taxonomy places the organism in Eukaryota, Metazoa, Chordata, Mammalia, Carnivora, Felidae.